ACAGCAACGCCGCUGCCUCUCCUUCGGCAGGGUCCUGCCCAGGCUUCCUAGGAAGACCCUGCCAGGCCCCCGGGCUGAGUGAGGAUGUGUUUGUUAGAGCCACACAGCCAGCAAGGCAUCAGCUCAGUGCUCCUGGACACUACCUGCCUUCACACACAUCCUGGGGGCUUGCCCGUGGUUGUCUGCUGCUGUUGUGCUGGAUAUGAUGGCUGCUGUUUACUGAAGGCCUGCCCUGCGCGCUCCUCACCCUUCCUUCUCCCGCCCUGUCGGUGUCCUGCCCUUUCGCAGACUUCCAUCUCUUACACUGCUUCGGGAGCCUCCUGCAUUAUACCCCAGACUCUUGGGAAGGUCCCAGGUGGAGUUGUCCAUUCUAGAAGUGGCUCCAAGAGAAGCCAGGCAUCCUUUCCCAGCCCCUUUGAUCAGGCUCCCUACUUCCAACUUUAAUUUUUUUUUGUUUUUUUAGAUGGAGUCGCUCUGUCACCCAAAGUGCAGUAGUGCAGUUGUGGCUCAUUGCAACCUCUGCCUCCCAGGUUCAAGAGAUUCUCCCGCCUCAGCCUCUCGAGUAGCUGGGAUUAUAGGCGUGUGCCACCAUGCCUAGCUAAUUUUUUGUAUUUUUAGUAGAGGCGGAGCUUCACCCUAUUGGCCAGGCUGGUCUUGAACUCCGGACCUCAAAUGAUCCAACCACUUCAGUCUCCCAAAGUGCUGGCGUUGUAGGCUUGAGCCACCACUCCCAGCCCCAACUUUAAAAAAAAAAAAAAAACUAUACAGCAAUGUAGAAAUAAAUCACUAAUUCACAAAUACAACCAUGGCUCAUGCCUGUAAUACAAGUGCUUUGGGAGGCUGAGACAGGCAAAUCACAAGGUCAGGAGUUCAAGACCAGCCUGGCCAACAUAAUGAAACCCUGUAUCUACUAAAAAUACAAAAAUUAGCUGGGCAUGGUGGCACAGGCCUAUAAUCUCAGCUAUUCGGGAGGCUGAGGCAGGAGAAUUGCUUGAACCCAGGAGGUGGAGGUUGCAGUGAGCCGAGAUCGCACUAUUGCACUCCAGCCUAAGAGACAGAGGGAGAAUCCGUCUCAAAAAAAUAAAAAAAAAAAAAAAGCCGGGCGCAGUGGCUCAUGCCUAUAAUCCCAGCAUUUUGGGAGGCGGAGGUCAAGAGAUCAAGACUAUCCUGGUCAACAAGGUGAAACCCCGUCUCUACUAAAAAUACAAAAAUUAGCUGGGCAUGGUGGUGUGCACCUGUAGUCCCAGCUACUCAGGAGGCUGAGGCAGGAGAAUUGCUUGAAACCAGGAGGCAGAGGUUGCGGUGAGCCGAGAUCGCGCCAUUGCACUCCAACCUGGGUAACAACGGCGAAACUCCGUCUCAAAAAAAACAAAAAACCAUGAAUUCACCUGUGCAUCUUAGACCUACAAGAAUCAGUCCUGGAGUUUUCAGUUGUUCUCUGUUUGGAGACUUGUUUCUUAGCCGGAUAAUAACCAGUCACCCAUGGAACAUCAUUCACAAGCCACCAGCCCCACCCAUUGCAACAGAAAUGGGUUUGGGGGUCACUUAGGUGUGAGAGUGUGGACAGGUCCCCCAGGCCUUUGGAAUGUGUAUGCCUAUUGAGAAGCCCAGUUCUGGGAAGCAGAGGCAGGCCCUGGUCAUGUGGCCAUGGUCAGCCAGAAUUGGUGGUGACAGAUUCCAUGGGGCCUCCCAAGACCUGCCACAGCCCCCACCUCCAGUGCUAUGUGCAAACAAGGACCCUUUCCCUUUCCCUUUCCCCUGCCUUCAACCCAACUGUCGUGACAUCAGCAAGGGCUCAGAGGCAGAGCACAUAUGAGUCUAAUGACUGCAUGGUUUAGGGGGGAAUUCACUGUAUCUCUUUGAACCUUGGUUUCCUGUCCUGCAAAAUGAGAGAAGAGAGUGAGAUGCAAUCUUUGUGUGCCGUGGAGGGGCGUAGGAAGAAUGGUCAAAGGCUGCAGGAAACACAUUUCACUUCCAUCCUCCAAAGAUGAUGCGGGUUGUCCCAAAAGGGAGCGAUGCAAGCGGGGCCUAGAGAGGAGGCAUUGGGGGCACUGUGGCCAAGCAGCUAAGGCCUUUCCCUCUAACCUGAGCCUCCUCCAGAAAACCCCACCCAGCAAUCUCCCCAGUGAUCACCUCACCCCAAGUGGCCUCCUGUAAAAACCACUUACAGAAAUGCGAAGUAUUUUUAACCAAAACACACCGCCAAAUCCAAGAGUACAGGGCAGGCGGCGGGUGUGGGGGGAGGUGGGGAAUGAAGGCUUGAAUUGCAGAUUAUGGGCACGGGAAGAGGCAGUUCGAUAACAGUUACUGGCUUUAAUUCCAAGACCUGACUGGGUAAGGAGAUAAACCCCUCUGCUGGGCCGAGCUGCUCCAGGGCAAGGCAGCAGAACCCAUGAAAAGGGCUGAGAGGAGUGUGGGCUUCCAGCUAAACCGUUACCUUGGCAAAUUACGAGGGAGUCCCUGCUGGGAAGCAUAAUUUUCUUCUCUGGCUGUGCCAGGGGCUGCAGGUCUGGGCAACGUCAGUCACAUAUGGGAAAUUGUUUCCUAUUAAUAAAAUACGAGCCCUCAGCCUGCUAAAGAGCAGAGGGGGUUCUAACGCCCGACUGGCCCAAAUGUCUGCCUUCUUCCUCCCCUGGCCUUGGUGCCUGGGGUCAUCCCAGGUUUGCUGUGGUUUUUUGGGAGGGUUUUUUUUGGUGCACAUGUAUUUUUUUAUCACAUGAUAGCGUUACCACCUUGCAUAAGCUUCAGGACAUGCACACACACUCCCAGACACACACACACUUUCUCUUCUUGAAUCUUCAGAACAAGCCUGAAGGAAGGACAGGCAGGGACUGUGUAGCCCAUUUGCAACCAGAGAAAUUGCAGCCUAGAGAGGCGGAGGAGGAAUUAGGACUGUGUCUCAGCUACCCAGGCCUCUGCUUUCACCGGCUUCCCACUCCUCCUGGAAACCAAGCUUCCAGGGCAACAGGGGAGCCUCAAGAUCAUCCUGCUGACUUCACACCCAGGAUAAAUUCACCAGGCUCCUGAUGGCACCCAACACAGAUGAGAACACCCUAAGGCUGACCCGCUGAGAGCUGUGGGAGGGGGGGUCACCAGCCCCUCAGUGCAGCGCCUGAGUAACUUGUCCUCCUUGUCCACUGCCCUGAAUCCUUUUGUUCUGUGGGAGGGAAAUGGUAAGUCCAGACCUCCCUGGCGGGUACAGGAGCGUGAGCUGCAGCCUGGCAGCUUCCCCAGCAUCAAGUCGGCUGAUUUCCAGGCUUGUGGCUCAGCCUCCUGCUGCCAGGUGUGACGAGCACAUUGGCACAGUUGGGAAGCAGCAGAGCCCAACUCUGCUUUGGGGCUACAGACACCAGCUUGUGCCCACUUCAUGCACUACAGACGGGAGACUGAAGCCCAGAGUGGGCAGGGGCACGCCCUGAGCUAAUGCAGAGCCAUGUCUUCUCCUAUGCCUGUGCUUCUUCCAGCCCCUCUCUCAGUGUUGGGAAAGACCACACUCACACACACACAAAACUACACACACAUCUACCACCCACACUCCCUCCCACACACACUACACACUCCCCCCACACACAGACACACACCCACACUACCCUCACACACAAAACACACACCUACCACCCACACUCCCUCCCACACACACACACUACAUACUCCCCCCUUAGACACAGACCCACACUCCCCUCACACACACACAAAACACACAUUAUACAUAUUCUCACUACACACACUCCCCUCACAUACACACUACACAAUCCCCUCACACAUCCAAACUCCUUAUACUCUACAUACACAUUACACACUUCCCCUACACACAUUCCCCACACUCCCCUCACAUAUACACACUAUACUCCACGCACAUACCCACACACUACACAUACUCUUCACACACUACACACCUACACUCCCCUUACACUGCACACACCUCACACACAUUACACACACUUCCCCCAAGUACACCCACACGCACUACAUACGCUCCCCUCACACUAUACACUCCCUCACACACAUCCAUACUCCCCUUACACAUGCUCUACACACACAUUACACACUCCCACACACACUAGUCCCUCACACAUCCAUACUUUCCUUACACACUACACACACACACUGCACGCUUCCCUCACACACACUACACAGUCCCUCACACACAUCCAUACUCCCCUUACACACAUACACACUGCACACUCCCCUCACACAUACACUACAUGCUCCUCUCACACUACACACCACACACACACCCUGACACACACACCCAUACCCUUCAGUGUGCGUGCACACACACCACACACAUUCACCACACAUACACACCCCCGCCACACAAACAGUAAAGUAGUGGCACCUUCACAUGUUAGGUGUCCAUACGAGUGCCCCCAAGAGGCAGUCACAUCUCCACACUCUGGACUCUAAUGACCUGGUUCCCUCCCCUGCACGCCAUCCCAAGGAAGCCUUGUCAUGCACACACUCCGCCACCACAUGAUUGUGUCUGAACUCCUUGGCUUGGCAUUUGAGGCCCUUCCCGGCACGGCUCAAGCCUCCCUGCCCAGCUCAAGCCUCCCUGCCCAGCAUAGCUCAAGCCUCCCUGGGCAUCCCUGUGUGCCUCAUAGUUAACAGGCACAGAGCAGGAAUUGCAUGCUGUCCCUCCCCACAAAGAGCCCACGCGCUAGUGAGGGAGGCAGACCCAUACGCAGGUACUCACCACACACCCGGCAGGCACCUGAUGGCCAGGCGAGCCCACCACCCAAGGGGCACACUGCCGUGAGGGCUUCAGAUGGCUACUGGCCUUGUUUCACUAAAUCCCCCUGCCACCCUAUGGGCAGAGACCCUGAGCAGGCUUGUGAGAACGCCUGAGCCCCCACAUAGGGAACAAAGUGGGGAGGGCGUGCGACACAGGUGACAGUGCCCAUAGCUGCCGUGCCUUUGACAGGGCUGGAGAAGGUCUCUGAGCAGAGGCCUGGAAGCCAGUUUGACUUCCAGCCUCCCCUGGCCCCUCCUCUGCAACAGACCUGCCCCUCCUCAACAUCUGGCUCAGCCCUCCCCUUCUGUAGGGCACCUAGGAAGGAGAGAGGUGCCACAUCUCUCUUCCCUCCACACCAGAGUACGGCCCAGCCCACCCGGCCCCUUCCAGCUCCUCCCCAAAGCGCGUGCUUCAUCUUAUAUGGUCCAAUUUUUGCGAUGCUGGUCGGUUCUGGAACCCUUGUUGGGCCAGGACUUAUUUAUGGACCAGGGCUGGAGGGGCCAGAAGGGCAGUGUACCGUGUGGCUGGCCUCCUCUCGACCCCGAUUCCUGGGUCCCAUCUGCCUUCGCCAUGUCUUUUGGUCCCUUGGUCCUCACACUUGUCUGUCUGCCUCUGCCAGUCUCUGUCUUACUCUUGGAUUGACUGUGUGCAGCUGUGGAAAGGAGGCUCUGCCCUUCACCAGCUCGAUGGCCUUGGACGAGCCGCUUAGGCUCAGGUGCCUUCUCCCAUCUGGGAAAUGGGGUCGAUAGCGCCUACCUUGCAGGGUGCCCGGGAGAUGAAGUUAUAAAUAAUACAGUGAGGCUCCUGGCCCACAAUAAAUGGUAGCUGUUGGCAUGUUCUCUCUUUCUGUCCCUCCCCCCCCACCAAUGUUCCCUCUCCUUCUCUUUCUGCCCCCUUCUCCUGCUGAGGAGUUGAAAACACUCUGCCCAUUUCCGCCCCCCACCCCGCCUUUGGUCCACCCCCGUUUUCUUUCUUCUCUCGGUCUCUCUGCUUUAAGUGAAUCAGAACACAGAGCCGGUUUGUUCUUUCUUAAAUCUAUCAAAUGCCUUUACAUUUCCCUGUUGUUAAUUUUCAAAGCCUGGGAAUGAAGUGCUUUGUGUCUUGCUUCUGCAGUGAAGUGUUUCUCGGGUAACCCGUGUUCCUCCUGGGGCAGCCCUGCGUGGAGACAGCUCCCAGUCCCGCCACAGCCUUCGAGGCCCCGCUCCUGGGCUGGCCCACCGUCCAACAGGCAGAGGCCACCGGGCCAGAGAGAGGGUGUUCCGGCUCAAUUUUUCCCUCCCCCAGUCUUUAAAACUCCAUUUAUCCCAAUUUGCUAAAUUUAAACUCUGUUUUUCCAGAGUGGCUCCUUACUUGAGGCCUUGGCCAGCUAAAUUAAGGCUCUUGCUCCUCUUUCCCAUGGCCUUUUAUGAAGCUGCCCAGCAUUAAUUACCAUGUUUGUCACUGGGUAAUAAAAAUCUCUGAACUCCCUGCCACCAGAUUAUCUUUGUAAAGAAAUGCAACUCAUUUACAGUUAAUAACCAGAGGCCCUGCAUCCCCAGCCUGCUAAGGCAAGUGAUUUAUAGCACCCGCCAGAUGAGCCCAUGCACUUUUGCAUGGGACAGUCCCUGGUCCAGGUUCAGUGGCUGCUGGCGAGAUGCCCGCUUCCCACCCAUUUAGGCACAGGUCCCCUGAGGCCAGGUGGGCGUGUAAGGCACUACCCUGUGAGAGCCGGCUGCAGAUGGAGAUAACGUUUUUGUCCUCUUCCCCC
Molecule: messenger RNA, 6482 nt
Organism: Callithrix jacchus (white-tufted-ear marmoset)
Lineage: Eukaryota; Metazoa; Chordata; Mammalia; Primates; Cebidae
Source: RefSeq, a predicted model, not a curated record